AUGAGGGCUACUCGUACGUUGCCGCACCUGUUUCGAAGGUCGCCAUGCCUUGGCCCUUCGGCUUCCAGGUCUUGUCUACCAAAUUGGCGACGCACCUACAGUAUCCAGCCAGCCCAGCCUCUCUCAUCGGAUGACAUCAAGGCUGAGAUGCUGGGACGCCCAGCUCAAUGGAUACGGGACAUCUUAUCACCGACCAAUUCCACCUUGCUCAACAUUGUCCUCGCGGACUUGAUACCCAGAGAGUGCCUAGCAAAGGGUACGAAUAUCAAGAGUAUCUCAAAGAAGAAUGAGCUUCCCGACGGCCACCAUCUUGUGUACUUCCCGCUCCAGAAGACCCUUUUGGAAUUGUGCCCCGACGGCACAGAUCCGUCUCACAGCCCCGGCGAUCCAUUUGUGCGGCGCAUGUGGGCCGGUGGCUCCAUCGACUUCAACAGAAAUUUCAAGCUGAGCUCGGCCUCCGUUGAUUGCAAGGAGAGCAUAGAAGACGUCACUUUCAAAGGCCCCUCGGGCCAAGAGAAGAUAUUCGUCACCGUACUGCGCGAUUACAUGGUGAGUGCUGACCGCACCGUUAUGUCGGGCAGAGACUUGCCGAGGAUAAGGGAAAAAAGAAGCCUGGUAUUCAUGCGCGGUUUGGGCAAAGAGCAGGCUCGCGAAAAUCUCGUAAAGUCGGAAGGAGAAAGAGAUAGGAUCGUCAAGGCUUCCAAUGAGCCCGACUACUCAUUCACACUCACGCCAACACCCAGACUUCUGUUCUACUUUAGCGCGUUGUCAUUUAAUUCACACUCCAUCCAUUUGGACACCGAGUACUGCCGGAAAGUAGAGGGCCACCGCAACUUACUAGUACAUGGACCUCUCUCCCUCAUCCUAAUGCUUAGCGCAGUCAAGUCGCAACUUAAAAAGGAGGAAAAAAUCGUGAAGAUCGAUUAUCGGAACCUAGCUCCUCUCUAUGCUAAUGAGCCUUUACGCGUUUGUGUUAGGCGCGUCGAGGAACCACAUGACGGCACACAACGAGAUUGGGAGGUUUGGGUAGAAGAUCGGGAUGGAGGCCUUGCGGUACGAGGUACUGCUAGAACUGAUCUAAAAUAG
This is a messenger RNA of Annulohypoxylon truncatum, 1086 nucleotides long. RefSeq lists its product as uncharacterized. The transcript is spliced from 2 exons. Bases 1 to 1086 code for a protein of 361 amino acids. Gene Ontology annotation, molecular function: (3R)-hydroxyacyl-[acyl-carrier-protein] dehydratase activity. Gene Ontology annotation, cellular component: mitochondrion. Lineage: Eukaryota; Fungi; Ascomycota; Sordariomycetes; Xylariales; Hypoxylaceae. The record is from RefSeq and is a predicted model, not a curated record.